Messenger RNA from Trypanosoma cruzi, 2352 nucleotides. RefSeq lists its product as uncharacterized. Gene Ontology annotation, biological process: cilium assembly; intraciliary transport. Lineage: Eukaryota; Euglenozoa; Kinetoplastea; Trypanosomatida; Trypanosomatidae. Gene Ontology annotation, molecular function: tubulin binding. The coding region runs from base 1 to 2352 and encodes 783 amino acids. Gene Ontology annotation, cellular component: centrosome; cilium; intraciliary transport particle B. The transcript has a single exon. The record is from RefSeq and is a predicted model, not a curated record.
AUGAACAUUACGGGCAAACCGGGAUCCCCGGGCCCUGGCCCCAGCCCCGCUUUCUCGAUGGCGCCCGGCAACUCUUCGACAUAUGGCAACGCUUUUGCAGGCGAGGGAACAGGCGCGUAUGGCGGCAAUAAACCACGUCCUGCGGCAGACCUGACAGAAGAGGAGGUCCUUCAGUAUAUUGUUGAUAAUGUAAACAAGGUGCUGUCUCGGCAAUAUUCACUUGUGGAAUUUGAUGCCAUUCAGGGUGUUCCCUUGCUUCAAAUCGUCAACGACGUCUUUGGCACUCUGGCGCAGUCACAACAAAUGGAUUUGGAAGAGGUGCCAAUUGGUGAGGCUGCACCGCGUAUGAUUGAGUUCCUGACGAAAACUCUUGGCUACCGAAUACCGGCGCUUCUGGCGGACAAUUUUGCGUCCGGUUUCGCUCAGGCCGAGCCGACCGUUGUGUAUCCGACACUUUACUGGGUGCUAUCCAACAUGCCGCAGAACGAGAAGCGUGUGUACCUUGCCCGUUUUCUUCAGCGGCUUGAUAUUCCAGAGGCGAUGCGAGCUCAGGAUGAAGAUGUACGGGCCCUUUAUCAGCAAUAUGAGAACCUUCGCUUGAUGUUCGUUCAAACGCAUCGGCGCGUCGAUGCGCUUCGGGCUGCUCACGCGGAUCCCGCGGAGGCGCGCCGAAAAGUCACCGCACUUGAGGAGGAACGGGACCGUCUUCAGGAUUACAUUCAGGUGGCGGAGAAAAAACUUGGCGGUGUGCCCGACAAGGAGUCACUUGUGAAUGCGAGUAAAGCCCUCCGCGCGGCAUUGGAGGAGGAGUCAAAGUUGGCGGAGAAGCGAGUGGAGCUGCAACAGUCGCUCAUCUCCGCACAGCAGCGCAGCACGGAGAUGCAAAACCGGCUACAAAAUCUUCGCCGUGAUGCCGCUGAUGGUCGCGUGGACGUUAUUGUACGCCGCAUGCGAGAUGAGAUUCAAACGAACAAAAUGAUUCUCGAGGAGCAUCUUCCAAAAGAACUUGAGCAAAAGCGUCGGGAGAAUGAAGAGCUGGAUAAGCUCAUCUCUGAGCCUCUGGACAUGCAGGCGCUGACGACAGAGAACCAGAAGCUCGAUGAGGCGUUAAAGAAGCUCCAGCAUCAAGUGAAGGAACGGCAGAAGCCUGGUGAAGAUGGAAGCACCAUCUCAACCAUCAAACAGCAAGUGGAACGGGUGGCAAAGCGCAAAGAAGAGGUAUUGGAGAUGCUCACAAGCCUGCAGGCUGACAACAGUCGCACUUUGAAUGAAAUUCGGGAUAGGGAAAAUCGCAUCAAUCAACUGCGUGAGGCGCAUCAAAUGUUGAAGGGUGAUGAAUUUCUUACCUUUUCAAAUCAAGUCCGAGCUAAAAAGGCCGCAAGUGAGGGGAUGAGGGCGAAAUUGUCAGAGUUACGUGUUGAGUGGGGAGUACUGACAUUUACCGAAAACGUCCUAAAGGCACAGUUUAACGAUCUUGACGCCGAGAUUGGCGAUCUUGAAAGGAAGCUCGGGCUGCAGGGUUACAGCCGCACGGUGGAAGCCCUUACCAAGCUGACGCGUGAAAAGGAUACAAUUGAAGAACUCAAGGGCAAAACACUUGAGGAACUUUCACGCGUUGUGCAAGAUUUCACAAUGGCAAUUCGUGAACGCCGAACAAAGCUUGCACCACUGAUUACUGAGCUUCGAGAGGUUCGGCAAACGGCGACUGAAGUUGAUCAGGAAUGGCUUUCGAAGAAGUCUAAUUACGAGUAUCAAGAGAGUUUGCUUAUGGAGGACAUAUCGAAGAUGGAGCGCGAUGUCCAAGCCCUUCGAGACGAAACAAACAUGAAUGAAUCUAUUUAUCAUCGUCUACAGGCACAAGGGGCCUUGAUUACCGCCCAAUGGAAUCGUAUUGAGGCUGAGCGUGAGUUUACGGGGAUUCUCAGGAGUGGUGCUGAGAUUCCAACGGAAGACGAGCGUGCGCAGGAGGCUACAGUCGUAUUGGGGGGCCUGAAGUGUACAUACUGCGGCAAAGCAAACCCAACGAGGGGAUGGCUGCUGUACCACCUCAACAAGGAUCAUGGUGUCACCGUUCUGGCAGAAAAGGGAUUUGAACGGGCAAUUGAAGACUUGCAGGUGCGACUUAGAGAGAUGCAGCAAAGACACCUUGAUAUUCAAGAGAAUUAUGAGGGGAGUGUUCAACAAGUAGAGUGGUUCAAUCAACUGAAGCGAAUCCUGGAGGCAAAACUACACUCCAUUCACACCGAGGAACCACAAGGUCACAAUGCUCUUGAGAAAGAUAUCCAGCAGGUGAUGGGCACUGCGGGCGCCGGAGUUAAUGGCGUGGACAUGCUGGUUUUGACUGGUAACUAG